AUGAGCCUAGAUCGCCAAAACGGAGCUCAACGCGAUGAAACGAAGGGCGUCAGGGAAAAGUCUAUGAGCCAUCUACCUCCAUUGCCACCCUCGUCUACGCCCGUCGAGGAUAAAUUUACUACCAGCACACCUAACUUCCUUCGAGAAAUCAAGGGAAAGGUCUCUGAGCCGGUAGCGGCAGCCUUUGUUGGCGGUGGCGUGGCCGGUGCAGUCUCCAGAACAAUUGUCUCGCCUCUUGAGCGCCUAAAGAUUCUUCUUCAGAUACAAAGUGUUGGCAGGGAAGAGUAUAGGUUAUCUAUAUGGAAAGCUCUUGUUAAAAUAGGAAAGGAAGAAGGCUGGAGAGGCUUUAUGCGAGGCAAUGGCACAAAUUGCAUACGCAUUGUCCCCUACUCUGCGGUACAGUUUGGGAGCUAUAACUUCUAUAAGAAAUUUGCGGAACCUUCACCAAAUGCGGAUUUAUCACCGGUGCGCCGCCUUAUUUGUGGAGGUGCUGCCGGCAUUACGUCUGUCGUAAUAACUUACCCUCUGGAUAUCGUUCGGACACGGCUUUCAAUUCAGUCAGCUUCUUUUGCUGUCCUCAGCCAGAGCGGUCCCGAAAAAAAAUUACCAGGGAUGUUUCGUACCAUGGUUCUUAUAUACAAAAAUGAGGGUGGUAUCAUAGGCCUCUAUCGGGGUAUCGUCCCCACAGUUGCCGGUGUUGCUCCAUAUGUUGGUCUUAAUUUCAUGACAUAUGAAUCGGUUCGCACAUAUUUAACGCCUGAAGGGGAUAAGACGCCAGAUUCCCUACGUAAGCUUUUGGCUGGAGCAAUUUCUGGCGCAGUUGCCCAGACGUGCACAUAUCCUUUUGAUGUUCUGCGCCGGCGCUUUCAAAUCAACACAAUGACUGGGAUGGGUUACCAAUACUCUUCAAUUUGGGAUGCUGUGAAAGUCAUUGUGGCUAAUGAAGGAUUACGUGGUCUUUUCAAGGGGAUAGUCCCGAAUCUCCUCAAAGUGGCGCCCAGCAUGGCUAGCAGUUGGCUCAGCUUUGAGCUAGUAAGGGAUUACCUCGUUGAAUUAGGCGACAAGUGA
Molecule: messenger RNA, 1068 nt
Organism: Aspergillus campestris IBT 28561
Lineage: Eukaryota; Fungi; Ascomycota; Eurotiomycetes; Eurotiales; Aspergillaceae
Product: putative mitochondrial carrier protein
Exons: 5
Coding region: 1-1068 (355 amino acids)
Biological process (GO): transmembrane transport
Source: RefSeq, a predicted model, not a curated record